Drosophila suzukii is the source of this 722-nucleotide messenger RNA. RefSeq names its product mitochondrial ribosomal protein L17 (gene mRpL17). Gene Ontology annotation, biological process: translation. Lineage: Eukaryota; Metazoa; Arthropoda; Insecta; Diptera; Drosophilidae. Gene Ontology annotation, molecular function: structural constituent of ribosome. Gene Ontology annotation, cellular component: ribosome; mitochondrial large ribosomal subunit. The record is from RefSeq and is a predicted model, not a curated record.
UCGAUACAUAUCCGCCAGCUGUUCGGCGGCGCAUUACGUGAUUUCGUGUUUGUUAAAUUGUCGAAACUCAGGUAAAAUGAACCAAGCCGAUGUAACAAAGCUGAUGUCACAGCUGCGCAUAGCAGUCAGGCCCAAUAAACGUAACUUGAAGAAUGCGGAUGGUCCGGAGGGUCGGCUGCUGAAGCUGCGAAAGACUGUAACAGCGUUGGUAAAGCACGAGCGCAUUGAACUGUUCUACAACCGGGCGGACGAAGCUCGUGGCUACGCCGAACUGCUUAUUUCCAAUGCCAUCCGACAUGGGGACCGGCACACGGCCACCAUGGAACUGGCCGACUAUUGGCUGCUGGAGAAGCAACUCGUGCACAAGCUCUUCAAGGUGCUGGUACCGCGCUAUGAGAACUAUAAUGUGUCAUAUACUCGCAUGUACAAGGCCCCUCGGGACUAUCCCGGCAUUUACUACAGGCAGUCUGUGCUGGAGCUUCGGGGCAAUCCCUACCCUUUGCUUACGGCAGACCAGUCUCAAAACCGGAAUCUGUUGCACAACGUGCUUCUUGACGAGGCGAGGAAAGAGUUCAGACGUCAGAAACUGUCUAAGUUAGUUAACUAAUUAGUCCAUUGAUUUCCCUGGCUGCCUCCAGAUAACAGUUCAGCACGCAUCUUGUCGCUUAGAAUACAGUUAGGACUUAAAAUCCGUUUUAUUAUAAAUUUUGUAUAUACAUAAA